Molecule: messenger RNA, 7686 nt
Organism: Fusarium venenatum
Lineage: Eukaryota; Fungi; Ascomycota; Sordariomycetes; Hypocreales; Nectriaceae
Biological process (GO): protein autophosphorylation; phosphorelay signal transduction system
Cellular component (GO): plasma membrane
Molecular function (GO): histidine phosphotransfer kinase activity; ATP binding; phosphorelay sensor kinase activity
Source: RefSeq, a predicted model, not a curated record
AUGGACAGUGCUCCGCUCGUUACCGACGACCUUCUCGAUCCGCCGCCUCGAAUAUACGAGCGAUUGCGUCAGAUAGCUGGAUAUACUUGGGAUGAAAACCAGCUACCCUUCCAUUCUUCUUAUGACUACUGGCAUGUUGUUGGCACCCGUUUUGUCUCGUCGGUGCCUUCGCCCUCGAGCUCACACAAUGCUUCAAGCCCAGGAUCAGCAUUGAGGCUGCAUUCUGGCCGCCCAUCUCCGUCAGAACCUUACGCCCCAAUAUCGAAUACCGAUGGCUAUGAUACCCAGGCAAUUACACCCCCAGCCUCCUCCUCAUCGAACAACCCAAACGAUGCUCCUUAUAUCGAAGAAAAAGUGGUUGCUCGGAUAUCUUACCAUGCUUUACGAGAAGAGCGGGCUUUUCAUAUCGCCAGAAGCUUAAUUGCCAACUCGGACCCGACCGGUCAGCAUAUUGUCAAACCUCUGGAUUUGAUUAGAUUAAACCCUCUCCCUGGCGAUCGCGCUCAGGUUGUUGUUGCUAUAUACCAACAUCCUGGGCCUAAUUACCUGCUGGAGGUGCUGGAUAUGGGCCCUGCUUUCUACAGAGCUCGUACUCACGGAGAAACCUUUACCUCAUUACGGAAGAAUGAACCCGAGUUGCACGACCCGAUUUCAUUACAAUACUUUCUCGACUUUGCUAUAGGCGCAGCACAAUGUCUGGAACUCCUCCACCAUAAUCUUGGUAUGAUACACGGCGAGAUUCGAGGUGAUGCGUUCCACUUCAACGUUGAGACAGGGCAGGUCAAAGUCAUGUCUUUUGGAUCUGGGGUUCGUUCGUUUGAACAUGGCUUGACAAGCACCGGGUGGUCUACUCUUUCGAAAGAACUUGGAGCACGGAACAAGCUCUUAUACAUAAGCCCCGAACAAACAGGUCGAAUGCCUGCGGAGCCAGAUAGCCGUACCGAUAUCUACUCCCUGGGUGUCUUGUUCUGGACCCUAUUGACCCAGCGGCCUGUUUUCGAGGGCGACACUCCUCUUGACAUUGUACAAGGUGUUCUUGGUCGGAGGAUACCAAACGUAUCUACCGUGAGACUCGACGUUCCGGAUGUUAUUGGAAGGAUUAUACAACGGUGCACAGCAAAGAGUGUCACAGAUCGAUACCACUCAGCGAGCGGCCUUCGUUACGAUUUAGCCAAGGUUCAUGAGUUCCUCGGCGAUGGAGACUGGCUGGCACUCAAGGAGUGGAGGAUUGGCACAAGGGAUGUAUCGUCUUUCUUCAUGCUUCCUGCCAUCAUGAUCGGUCGUCAGCAGGAGCAAGCAGAAUUGAGCAAGGUUAUUGAUCGUGUUGCAAAAAGUCACGCCAUGAGUCUCAAGGGAAACACCAACAGAUUCUCUGACGGCUCAACUCUAUCAAAUGACGUCGCCGCGUUCGAUGAUAUAUCUAGCGAAGGAGCAAGCUCUGUAGACGGCACCAACUAUCGAAGCGGCUCGUUCACACAUACUGCUCCUUCCGAAACCAAAAUGCCAAAGACCAGCUUCAACCCCUUAUAUUCAGAUACUCAAACGGUUUCUGGCGAUACAAUCGCAUCGUCACCUUCGGGCACACUUCCUCGAGUCGCUAGACCCUGGGAGAGACACCAAUCCAUUUCCAUUGAAACACGCAGUCUCGUCGAAAGUUCUGGACCUGACUCUCAGACCCGUCACAGUAUGGUGGAGUCAACAGCGUCUAGCUUAUCAAGACAACUAGGCUCUGCCAAGUUCCGACGUCGUGAUUACUGCGAGGUUGUUACAAUUGAAGGCGCAGGUGGUCUUGGGAAGAGCUGCCUUGUCCAAAGCGUUCUUGUUGAUGCAAGGAGACGAGGUUACUGCGCCACGGCCAAGUUUGAUACGGCCAGGAGAACUGCCUUUGGACCUCUGCUUAAGCUGCUCUCGUCCCUGUUCAAGCAGGUCUGGGGUGAGAGAAACACCGAGACUCCUUUCCACCAGGGUCUCAAGCAAUUCGUUCGUCCUGUUUGGCCCAUGUUGCAUCGCCUAUUAGGGCUUCCAGAGUUUCUUCUCGGCCCCCCAGAAACAACGAUUGGCAGAUCGAUUUCAUCAUCUUUACAAUUUAGCUCGAGCAAAAGUAGUGUUAGGUCAGGACUGAAGCGCCGAGGAUCAUCUCCUGGUGGCUCUCCCAAGUUAGUUGCGAGAAACCCCAGUGUUGCUUCGCAAUCGUCUUCAGACUUUCUUCGUACUGGCACAUCCACCAAGACUAUGCGGCUGAUGAACAUCUUUCUGGAUGUACUUCGAGUUUUUACUGCACACAAGUUCAUUUGUUUCUGCUUAGAUGAUCUCCACUUUGCCGAUGAUGAGUCUAUGGAACUGGUCUCUCAAAUCAUCGCUUCACGAAUGAAGAUGGUCAUCAUUAUGACCUAUCGCACUGAAGAAAUCACAUGGGAGAAGAUCCAAAGCAUGAUUCAUCUCCCCGAGAACGAGGAAUUUCCUCGCUCUGGCAGCCCUUUAAUCACUCGCAUUGCACUGUCACCCCUGACCGAAGAUGACAUAGUUCAAUAUGUCUCAACAACACUCUGUCGACCGAAAGAAGAAGUCUUGCCUCUUGCGCUGGUGCUGCAGUCUAAAACGGCAGGCAACCCAUUCUAUAUGAGGGAGAUGCUGAGUGCUUGCCACCGGAAGAAGUGUAUCUGGUACGACUAUAGGGACAGUCAAUGGCACUACGACCUCGACAGGCUCUUUGAGCAGUUCCAAGGAGAAAAGGAUUAUGAUACGCUUGAUACCGCGUUCAUUACCCAUCGCUUGUCAGAACUCCCUGCAGCAGCACGAACCCUAUUAGCUUGGGCCGCCCUUAUUGGCAACUCAUUCUCAUUCGAACUCAUUUGUCGGUUGAUGAGUGGUGAGUUCGACUACCACGACGACGACAGAGGGGCAUGCUGUACCACGUUCACUCACAAGUCAUAUUCUCAAGGGGAAGCUAUCGCCGGCCUUCAAGCCGCCAUCCAGGCAUACAUCAUAGUACCUAGUGAGACCGAUGAUCGAUUUAGGUUCGCCCACGAUCGAUAUAUCCAUGCUUCAGCUGAUCUGCAGGAGUGCAAUUCACGGAAGAUGCACUUUAUCAUCGUGCAAACACUCCAAAAAUACCAUGGCAGCGAAAUCAAACAAUUGGACAACAUAGCGUCGCACAUCUGUGCCGCGGUCGAUAUAAUUCAGAGAAAAAUUUCCAAUCGUCGACAAUACCGCAAUUUGUUGACAAGCUGUGCUCAAGAUGCUGCAGAGAGUGGCGCAAAGCCUACAGCCGCAAAGUAUUACAAAACCGCUGUAUCUCUAUUACAGGACGACCCAUGGACGGAAGGCAGGGAAGAUGUGUCUUACGACGAAACGAUGCAACUAUACUUAAGAACAGCCGAGUGUUAUCUCUAUAUGGGUAAUUACAUGGCAGCAAAUGACAUUCUCAGCACCAUCUUCGCCAAUGGAAAAUCACCAUUCGAUAAAGCACCGGCAUAUGUCUUGCAGUCGAGGAUAUGCGCACAAAGUGGCGAUUCCGUUGCUGCUCUAGCUUCACUCAAAGAUUGCCUGGUUGGGCUUCAGGUUACUGUCGAUGAUGAGCCGAGUUUCAAGAAGUGCGAUGAUAAGUUCGAACGAUUAUCAAUUCAAAUCCAGACAAUGGGCCAGGAAAAACUCCUCAAUUAUAAACAGGCGGCAGAUGCCAACGUUGCGUCCAUAGGAGCCGUCCUGUCAGAAACCGUUAGUGCCGCUUGGUGGAGUGACAGCUUGCGCUUUUAUCAUCUCAGCCUCAUGAUGGUAGAAAUGCACCUGGAAAGAGGCGCUUAUCCGCAGUCUGGAAUGGCAUUCCUUUAUCUCGCAAUGAUCGCGCUGUCUCGCUUCAACAUGACACAGUUCGCAGUAGAUCUGAGCAACACUUCCCAGGACCUUCUUUAUCAAUCUCGAGACCCUUUCUUCCUUGCUCGCGGAUUGAUGCUUUAUUCCAUGUGCAUUGGUCACGUUCAUCUGACGAUGCCCAUGAUCUGUGCACAGAUGGAGGAUGCUGUGGAAUACGCGUCAGUUGCUGGCGACAGACAAUCGAUCAUAAUGUCGUACGGCGUGUCUGCAAUCUUCAAGUUUUUCGGCGGAGAGAAUUGCGCAGACCUUGAAGGAUUCUGCCAGUACGGUUGUGAGGAGAUUCCCAAUUGGUAUUCUGACUCUCGAGGAGGUUCAGUACUCAUUGUCGUCAAGCAGCUCUGCAGGGCUCUGCAGGGCAAGACUCGCAUUGCGAAUGCACUCGAAGUCAUGAACGACGAAACCCACAAUGCGGAGAACUACAAGAACUGGUUGAUCAGUUGCAACAGCAAAAGCAACCGGUCCAUCACUUUUUACGAGAGCUUCGAGAUCAUACCCUUAUUCCUCUACGGGCAUUAUGAGCGUGCCGUAGAAAUUGGGGGUCAUGCUAUCGAUCAGCUCAGUAUGCUCUGGUCUUCCUAUAAUAGUAGGGUGAUACUAUUGUUCUACGGGCUAGCUCGUGCCGGAUACCUGCUGCAGAAACUCCAGCUCCCUUGUUCUCCAGAUGAAACCUUUUCCUCGCAGGUCGAGGAGGUCAUCAGGGAACUGCGACGCUAUGCCAAGAUGAUGGAUGAGUGGUGCACCCUCUCAGACAUUAACUACCUGAGUUGGAUGAAGUUCCUGCAGGCCCAGGUUGAGGAGCUGUCCGGCAAUUAUGGAAAUGCCAUCCAGAACUACGAGUGUGCCCUGGACCAUGCUACCGAGCAUGAUUCGAUUUUCGAUGAAGCCCUUGGCAAUUACCUCAUGGCUGGCAUGUUCAUCCGGCGAAGCGCACGUCGAUCAGCUCGUGCAGCGCUUCUUGAAGCGGUUGGGUUGUUCAGGCAGAUGGGUGCCGUUGGUGUUUCGAAAGCUGUCGAGGAGGAACACAGCCUGCUACUGCAUGGCCCUACAAGGAACCAACGAACCACCGAUACGGGCGUGCAGACCGACUUCGUUGCUGACACAGCAUCCGUUCAGUACCGGACUGUAGAAGCGGAGGACGGUGGAGAUCUGACACGUAUUCCAUCUAAUACCAUGAACAUGCCCGACCUUAACAAGGGCGAGCGCAUAGGAGCAUGGAGGGGUUCUAUGAGUAUCCAGGCCGAGCCCGGAGUGGGACUGCCUGCUCUCGAUAUGAUCGAUCUGCAUGCCAUUCUUGUCUCUUCCCAGGUUAUCUCCUCCGUGUUGCAAGUAGACGAGCUUUUGAAGACUAUGUGCGACGUCAUCCUGCAAACGUGCGGUGGCUCGGCUACACUGGCUGCCAUCGUCGUCCAAGAGAACGAUAUGGACACUUGGUGCGUAGCAGCUAGUGGCGACCCAGAGAGAGGUGCCUCAGCACAUAUACCAGGUAUACCCCUAUCUGGAACCUCGCUCAUCGCUGAGAAUGUCGUUCUCUAUUCCACGCGUUUCCUUGAGUCGGUCUUCGUCCCUGACCUGGUAUCUGAUGAGAGAUUCGGCAACGUCAACGAUUCAUGGCUUCAAAGAAAUCCUGUUGGCAAGAGCAUAAUUGCCAUUCCAAUCUGCCAUGGCAACAAACCGCUACUGGGUGUGCUCUAUCUUGAGGGCGAACCGGGUGCUUUCACGGAUCGCAAUGUCACUGUCCUGCAACUACUUGUCAACCAAAUUGGCAUCAGUUACUCGAACGCGCUGGCGAUGAAGAACGUAGAGAAGAUUUCGGCAGAAAACCGCUCUAUGGUCGCCGUACAGAAGCGAGCUCUAGCCAAGGCACUCGAGGCAGAGACAAAGGCCAAGAACGCGGAAGCGGAAGCCAAACGGAACGUCAAGCUUGCGGAGGAGGCGGCCAAGGCCAAAUCCAUUUUCUUGGCCAACGUCUCUCACGAACUUCGCACUCCCCUUAAUGGUGUUAUUGGUAACUCUGAGCUCCUCCGUGACAGUGACCUGAACAGAGAUCAGCUUGAGAUGGCUGACUCUAUCCGAGUGUCGGCUGAUCUGCUUCUGACUGUUAUUAAUGACAUUCUGGACUUUUCCAAGAUGGAAGCGGACAAGAUGAAGCUGUACAUCAUUGCUUUCAACCCCGAAGAUAUGGUUCGCGAAGUCGUUCGGGCCGUCUCCUACAGCAACCGCGAAAAAACGUCCAAGAAGAAUGUCAAGAUUGUACAGAACAUCAACCUGCCGCCUAUGUUGAUAUAUGGCGACCCUAUUCGUCUUCACCAGGUGCUGGGUAAUCUUAUUGGAAACAGUCUCAAGUUCACUGAAGAUGGCUCGAUAACUAUUGGAGCCCGACUUGACAAGGAGACGCAGGAGCAUGCUACUCUUACCUUCUGGGUUCGGGACACUGGUAUUGGUAUUCCUCCUCAGCAACUGGCCAAACUGUUCCAGCCUUUCAGCCAGGCGGAUGCCAGUACUGCAAGAAAGUAUGGAGGAAGUGGUCUCGGUCUCAGCAUUUGCAAAUCUCUCAUUGAAACAAUGAUGAAGGGUAAGAUUAGGCUCGAGAGCGAAGAAAACGUGGGUACGACAGCCUGGUUUACCGUCACGUUCGAAAAGGCCAAGCCCGAUGUUGCUGCAGGCGAUGUGCAGACUAAAGCUACGUCCUCGACCGACCGCUAUUUUGCAGCUGCCUCCCCCGUAGAGCGAGCCGAAUCACCAAACCCUUACCUGGACUUAUCCAAGGUGCCCAAGGAUGAGAUUCGCAUUUGCGUUGCCGAAGACAACCCCAUCAACCAGAAGAUUGCCAUCCAGUAUGUGCAGAGGCUGGGGUACAAGGGUGUCGAGGCUUAUGACAAUGGACUUAAAGCUGUCGAAGGCCUUCGACAAAAAGCCAAGGAGGGAAGACCGUAUCAUGUUGUCUUGAUGGAUGUCCAGAUGCCGGUUCUUGACGGCUAUGAGGCAACAAAGCUGAUUAGGAAGGACUCUUUGGACGCAGUGCGCACAAUCUUGGUUAUUGCCAUGACGGCUUCUGCAAUCCAAGGAGAUAGGGAGAAGUGCUUGGCUGCUGGCAUGAAUGACUAUCUUGCCAAACCUGUCAGGUCGGAGAUACUCAAGAAGAAGCUCGAAGCGUACCUGUGUAUCGAGCAUGCACCAAAGCCAGAGCCAUCACCUCCAGUGCCCCAAGGGUCGACCCUCAGCCCGCACACGCUUGCGGGGGCUCCCACUACCAAAUCGAAUUCUUCUUUUGUUCUUCCGUCCCCUGUAGUGAAGCCGAGCGUGGGAACAAGAGGGCCAUCCAAUGCAUCUCUUGAUCCUAUGCAGGAAGAGGCUGUGUUUAAUCAGCCCGUUGACCAGACUGCGUUGCAAGCACAGGAAAGUCCUGUGUACGGCAAAGAGCAGCGAGAGCCAUCACCGUUAACGAUUCCGGGCGUUGUGCCACCUUCGACAAGCACGGCUGCCCCUAGCCGUAUGUCGAGCGACGAUCGCUCUAUAGACACUGCUUCCAUCGCGGACAGUUCUACCUCUCAGUCUCAGAAGCGAUUCCCUCGGAAGCUCACCAAGCAACGUCGCAGCAGCGAGUCAAAUAGCGAGCGACCGUCCCUAACCGGCUUCUCCAAUGACAAAUCCAGAAGUGUUCUAAAGAAACCACAGCGACAGAGCACAACGAACCUUGUAGAGGAGGGUCAGAAGGCAGAGAAUAGUUCUUUCACGUCCGGGAAGGAUUCCAGCAAACGCAGCAGUUUGACAUCCUCAGCUUCAUCAUUGAAAGAUCGAAUAUUCCCCCACUAA